Molecule: messenger RNA, 4048 nt
Organism: Numida meleagris (helmeted guineafowl)
Lineage: Eukaryota; Metazoa; Chordata; Aves; Galliformes; Numididae
Gene: NPR2
Product: natriuretic peptide receptor 2
Exons: 22
Biological process (GO): intracellular signal transduction; receptor guanylyl cyclase signaling pathway; cGMP biosynthetic process
Cellular component (GO): membrane
Molecular function (GO): guanylate cyclase activity; ATP binding; protein kinase activity
Source: RefSeq, a predicted model, not a curated record
CGAGCGGCGAACCCCGACGGGGCGGGCGCCAACCUGACGGUGGCCGUGGUGCUGCCGGAGCGCAACGUGAGCUACGCGUGGGCCUGGCCGCGCGUGGAGCCGGCGCUGAGCCUGGCGCUGGAGGCGCUGCAGCGGGGGGAACCGCCGCUUCUGCCGCGGCCCUUCUCGGUGCGCGUCGAGUUCAUGAGCUCCGAGCUGGGGGGGGCCUGCUCCGAGUACGUGGCGCCGCUGAAGGCCGUGGACCUGAAGCUCUACCACGACCCCGACGUGCUCUUCGGGCCGGGCUGCGUCUACCCCGCCGCCUCGGUGGGGCGCUUCGCCUCGCACUGGCGGCUGCCGCUCAUCACCGCCGGCGCCGUGGCCGUGGGCUUCAGCGAGAAGCGGGAGCACUACCGCACCACGGUGCGCACCGGGCCCUCCGCCCCCAAGCUGGGCGCCUUCGUCUCCCACCUGCACGCCCACUUCAACUGGAGCUCCCGCGCCGCGCUGCUCUAUGUGGACCGCAAGACCGACGACCGGCCCUACUACUUCACCAUCGAGGGCGUCUUCCAGGAGCUGCAGGACGGCAGCAACCUCACCGUGCGGCACCACAUCUACUCCCCCGACGAAGGCGGCCCCGACAUGGCCAUCCACUUCAUCAAGGCCAGCGGGCGCGUGGUGUACCUGUGUGGGCCACCGGAGAUGCUGCGUCGCAUCAUGCAGCUGGCACACCGUGAGAACCUGACCAACGGCGACUAUGUCUUCUUCUACGUUGACGUCUUUGGGGAGAGCCUGCGGGGGGACUCUGCCCGUGACGCCUUCAAGCCCUGGCAGCAGGGUUCGGGGCAGGACGCGGGGCUGCGCGAGGCUUUCCAGACAGUGCUGGUGAUCACCUACUACGAGCCCCAGAACCCUGAGUACCAGCACUUCCAGACCCAGCUCAUCCUGCGCGCCAAGCAGAAGUUUGGGGUGCAGCUCAACUACUCCCUGAUGAACCUGGUGGCGGGGUGCUUCUAUGACGGAGUGCUGCUGUACGCCAUGGUGCUGAACGAGACCCUGCGGGAGGGCGGCUCCAAGAAGAACGCCACGCACCUCAUCGAGAAGAUGCGGGACCGCAAGUUCCAGGGGGUGACGGGACUGGUGAGCAUGGACAGCAACAAUGACCGCGACACCGACUUCAACCUGUGGGCCAUGGGUGACCCCGAGAGCGGGCAGUACGAGGUGGUGGGACACUACUCGGGUGCAGAGAAGCAGAUCCGCUGGCUGGGGCGGCCCAUCCGCUGGGUGAAGGGGGCACCCCCCUUGGACAACCCACCCUGCGUCUUUGAUGUGGAUGACCCCUCCUGUGAUAAAACCCCCCUCUCCACAUUGGCCAUUGUGGCUUUGGGCACCGGGCUUACCUUCGUCAUGUUUGGCAUCUCCAGCUUCCUCAUUUUCAGGAAGCUGAUGCUGGAGAAGGAGCUAGCCAGCAUGCUGUGGAGGAUCCGCUGGGAUGAGCUGCACUUUGGGAGUGCGGAGCGGUACCAUAAGGGAGCAGGCAGCCGGCUCACACUGUCCCUGCGCGGCUCCAGCUAUGGCUCGCUGAUGACCACGCAUGGCAAGUAUCAGAUCUUCGCCAACACCGGGCACUUCAAGGGCAACGUGGUGGCCAUCAAGCACGUCAACAAGAAGCGCAUUGAGUUGACGCGGCAGGUGCUCUUCGAGCUAAAACACAUGCGGGACAUCCAGUUCAACCACCUGACACGCUUCAUUGGGGCUUGCAUCGAUCCUCCCAACAUCUGCAUCGUCACUGAGUACUGCCCAAGGGGCAGCCUGCAGGACAUCCUGGAGAAUGAGAGCAUCAACCUGGACUGGAUGUUUCGCUACUCGCUCAUCAAUGACAUCGUCAAGGGAAUGGCCUUCCUGCACAACAGCAUCAUUGGGCACCAUGGCAGCCUCAAGUCCUCCAACUGCGUGGUGGACAGCCGCUUUGUGCUGAAGAUCACCGACUAUGGGCUGGCCAGCUUCCGCACACCCUGCGAUGGCGAGGACACACACGCCCUUUAUGCCAAGAAACUGUGGACAGCCCCAGAGCUGCUGCAGAAGGGCCAUCUGCCUGCGCAGGGCAUGCAGAAAGCCGACGUCUACAGCUUUGGCAUCAUCGUGCAGGAGAUUGCCCUGCGCAACGGCCCCUUCUACAUUGAGGGCAUGGACCUGAGCCCAAAAGAGAUCGUGCAGAAGGUACGCAACAGCCAGAAGCCCUUCUUCCGGCCCUCCAUCGACAUUGGGGUGCACAGCGAGGAGCUGGCUGUGCUGAUGGAGCGUUGCUGGGCCCAGGAGCCCGCUGAACGCCCCGACUUCAGCCAGAUCAAGAUCUUCAUCCGCAGAUUCAACAAGGAGGGCAGCACCAGCAUCCUGGACAACCUGCUGUCACGCAUGGAGCAGUACGCCAACAACCUGGAGGAGCUGGUGGAGGAGCGCACCCAGGCCUACCUGGAGGAGAAGCGCAAGGCGGAGAACCUUCUCUACCAGAUCCUGCCCCACUCUGUGGCGGAGCAGCUGAAGCGUGGGGAGACAGUGCGAGCUGAGGCUUUCGACAGCGUUACCAUCUACUUCAGCGACAUCGUGGGCUUCACUGCACUCUCGGCCGAGAGCACUCCGAUGCAGGUGGUGACGCUGCUGAACGACCUCUACACCUGCUUUGAUGCCAUCAUUGACAACUUUGACGUGUACAAGGUGGAGACCAUUGGGGAUGCCUACAUGGUGGUGUCAGGGCUGCCGGUGCGCAACGGCAAGCUGCACGCCCAUGAGAUCGUCCGCAUGGCCCUGGCCCUGCUGGAAGCUGUCAAAACCUUCAAAAUCCGGCACCGGCCCAAUGAUCAACUGCAUCUGCGCAUUGGCAUCCACACUGGUCCUGUGUGUGCAGGAGUAGUGGGGCUGAAGAUGCCGCGGUACUGCCUGUUUGGGGAUACAGUGAACACGGCGUCCCGCAUGGAGUCCAAUGGACAGGCCCUGAAGAUCCACGUCUCCUCCACCACCAAAGAAGUUCUGGAUGAGUUUGGCUGCUUCGAGCUGGAGCUGCGCGGAGAUGUGGAGAUGAAGGGCAAGGGGAAGAUGCGAACGUACUGGCUGCUGGGUGAGCGGAAAGAUCCCAAAGUCGUCUGAGCCCAGCGGAGCCCCCUACCCCCGGGGUGCACCAGGAUUCCCCGCAGCAGUACUGGGGCACAGGGGCUCAGUGGGCACUGCACCGCCCGUCCCCUCCAUCAGCACCAGCAAAGCUCCCUCCGAGCCUCCCGCUGCCCCCUGGGUGGGGGGACCCUCCUGACCCCCAGCUUCUCGGGUCCUGACCCCCCAUCCCUGACCUCUGCGGCUCGGCGGGUCUGAGCCAUCCCUGGGGCCUGGCUGCCCCACAGGGCACUUUGCCUUCUCUUUUCAGUACUCUCUCUGCCCCCCCCCCCCCCCCCCCCCCCCCCAUCCCCCUGCGCCUGUCUCACCCCUUUCCCAAAUAGAGGAAAGGAGUGGGCAGGUUUGGACUUUGCUGUUCCCUUCCAUACCCCCCCAUGUACAUAGCACUCCCCCACCCCGGCCCUGUAAAUAUCCCCUCCCCAGGUGUAAAUAUAAGCGUGCGCACAGACUAUUUUGUUGAAAUACAAAUUGCCCUCAGUCCUGCUGUCCCCAGCUCCUGUGCUUUGCUUUGUCCCAGCCAGGUGUGGGCUUUGGAGGGAGGCAGGGGGAACAGAAUUGCAGACCUGGGGCAGCUGGGGAUGGGAACAUGUCACCCACCAGGGGUAAGGAUGGGGACAUGUCACCCACUUAGGGUUGGGGAUGUGUGUCACCCAUGUGGAGACAGGGAUGGAGAAGGAUACACGUCACCAAUUUGGACAUGGGGAUGAGGAUGGGAUGUGUGUCACUAGCCUGGGAAUGGGGACACAUGUCACCCACUUGGGGCUGAGGACAGAGAUGGGGACAUUUGUCACCCACCAAGGGGAUAAGAAUGGGGAUGGGAACGCGUGCCAUCCACCUAGGGAUGGGGAUGCAUGUCACCCACCUGGGAGUAGGGAUAGGGAUGGGGAUAUGUGACACCCGCUGU